AUGUCAAACCCAAAAUCUUCCACUUGUGCCCUGCCUGGCAUGUCCAUAUCCAAACCCGGCCCAACCGCUGCCCAUGAUGCCGCAAUCCUGGAUAAUAAGAAGUCGCUGAGUGGGCUAGAGAUGCAUAACAUACUAUUCUUAGCCGAGGGUGCGAUUGAUCAACUGUGGAUCCUCAAGCUGAAACUCACCUCUAUUAACAAUCAAGCAGAAUCACAACUUGGAUAG
This is a messenger RNA of Prunus armeniaca (apricot), 225 nucleotides long. Lineage: Eukaryota; Viridiplantae; Streptophyta; Magnoliopsida; Rosales; Rosaceae. The record is from the annotation of a GenBank genome assembly.